Molecule: messenger RNA, 2315 nt
Organism: Oryzias melastigma (Indian medaka)
Lineage: Eukaryota; Metazoa; Chordata; Actinopteri; Beloniformes; Adrianichthyidae
Exons: 2
Coding region: 842-2257 (471 amino acids)
Source: RefSeq, a predicted model, not a curated record
AAAAAUAAUUCUGUUUUUGCUUUAAUAAAAUGUUUAAAAAAUGCAAAUGCUUAAAGAAAUUAAAAUAAAAAAUCGAAUUUUAUUUGCAAACCAAUGUUGGUGAAUUCAAACCAGUACGACCCAAAAUAAAUGAUUACAUAUAAAUAAUUAAAAAUAUUUAUCAGCUAAUCAAAUAAACUCCUUUCUAAUCCAAAAAUUAGAGGAAGAACACAAAACUUUUUUUUUCUAAAAAACAAAAUUUGAUAGGAAAAAAUAUUUCUCCAGUAAAACAAAAAAGUUUGCAAAAAAUGAGUUAUUUCCACAAAGAUUAUAAAAGUUAAAUAACAUUGCAAUGAAAUCCUGAAUAAACAGCUCAAAAAUUGUGAAGCAAAUUCUGUAAAAUUCACACUUUCAUCUAUAAAUCUACUUUAUUUUCCACACAUGGAACUAAUACAUGAAAAACCUUUUAAAUGGUGGUGCAUGCCAGUAGAUGGCGCCGUCAGCCAUGAGUGAUGAGUCUAUGAAUGCCUGUUACUGUCACUGCAAACCGUGUUUAGCAGAAGCUGGAAACUGGAGGAGAAAUUGGAAAAAGGGAAAUAAAAUUAGGGAAAAAAGAAGAAAAAAACUGCAAGUGGAUCAGGAAAACUGAUGAAAAUGUGGCGUAAAAGUUUGUAAAUAUUAUAUAUAUGAUAAAAGAUUUAAUAUGUGGAUUUAAAAACUAGAAAUAAAAGAAGUUGAACUGUCAUUUCAUGUAGUUUAAAUGUGACUCCGCUCUCUUCUUCUGUCAUUUCAGCCUCAAAGUCAUUUUCCCGAGGAGGAAAAACUGGUUCCAGUUCUACGUGUUGUCAGUGAAACGCGUCACAUGAGCGUGGAUGUGAUCAGAAGUUCAAAGUCGGUGUGGUUGCACCGUCACUUCAUGGCCUCGGGCCUUGAGGAAUCCAAGAGCCGCUCACCCGUCACUGCAGCUCAUCUGUGCCUCACCAAGCGGUGCAGCCAAGCGAAGGUCGCUUCCUGCUGUCCACACGACGGCAAAAUGAGAUCAGAACCACGACUGAGAGCAGCCGACGUUAAAAAGCGCCUGAGUGAUUACAGACAGAGGCCUGUAAUCAGGCGGGAUGACACCGUCCGAGCCGCUCAGCUGCACGCCGGCCUGCCCAUAGAAACCCCUGACAUGCAGGUGAAAGGAAGCGCUGCAGCGAAAGCGAACCUCAAAGGUCACGAGGACUUCUCGCCAUCUUCAUCAAGAGAGGAAGGGGUUUCUGUUCUGAGGCAGCUCCUGCUGGUCUCCAGAAAGAACAAAGGCUCUAAAAUUAGCCCCCAGUACGUGAUAAGGCCGGAUGAUAAUGAAUAUUUCAGUGGGAAAAUAAUCACAAAGGAGUCUGAGCCCCCCGUCCUCAGGGGAGACGGGAAACCAGCAAAGUCUCACUGGAAAACUGCAGAAAAGGAAAAAAGUCGAAAAACAGAUCGUCUAAAAUAUGCAACAUCUGAAGCCCUGAUGGAGAUUUUCCUUCAAGAGACACAGACAGACGUACACUUAGAGGGUUUGUUUGACUUUCCACCCACGACCGACUUCCUUUCUGGAGCAGAAAAAUCCAAAUGUAGAUGUUCAGAUGGAGAAGAACGCUCAGCAGAGAAAGAUGAAGGAAUAAACUCAGCUGAUGAGGACGAAGAAGUCGAAUCCGAACUUUCAGAGGCUCCUGAUUCAUCAAGUGUGAGUAACUAUAAAGCGGACAAUUCUCCUCCACCUACAACUUCUCAACCCAAAAUGACUGAAACCACAACAACCGAAACCACCACAACGAAAAUCCCAGAAACCACAAGAAGAGACAAAGAAACCACAACGGGUUCAGAGGUCAGCGCUCGUCUAGUCACGUUAACGGCAGAGACGACAACCACAAACCUGUUGUCAGGCCUCAGAAUGAAGGACAACAUUCGCACAACGCUGAUGGACGACACAAACGGAAGCAGACCCGACCAGAAAACUGAACCCCCAAAACCUGUGAGGGUGACCCAGAAAGAAAGCCUUCAUCCAGAGGCUGAGCCGCUCUGUGGCGGGCUGAUCGCUCGCAGUGAAGCUGGACGGAAACACUGCAUGGAGAGGCUUGGAAUCGCAGCGUCCAGAAGGUUCUCCUCAACGGAAACUCCAGAUGUGAGGCGACGGGAGGAGGGCAGCGACCCUCGGAGUGAUGACGGAAACCACCACUUCUACUAUUUUGAUGGAGUUAUGAAGAAAGUUCCUGGGAACUCUGACCCCUCAGAUAGGAGGCAACGACUCUGAAGAAGCAGAACAGAAAACAAAAAUAAAGCAAGUGACUUUCAGCUUUUAACAAGAACAA